Messenger RNA from Seriola aureovittata, 2784 nucleotides. It is a transcript of the gene tmem79b, whose product is annotated as transmembrane protein 79b. NCBI's taxonomy places the organism in Eukaryota, Metazoa, Chordata, Actinopteri, Carangiformes, Carangidae. Bases 595 to 1761 code for a protein of 388 amino acids. Gene Ontology annotation, biological process: regulated exocytosis. Gene Ontology annotation, cellular component: lysosomal membrane; trans-Golgi network membrane. The transcript has 5 exons. The record is from RefSeq and is a predicted model, not a curated record.
UGGAUUAGGUUUAAUCUGAGUUUCGUCUGCUCUGUCUCUGUCCACCUCUCUUAGCAUGUUAGCAUGUUAGCAUGUUAGCACGGAGCUGUCGGCCUGUUCCACUUUAGUUCGAUUAUCACUUUAUUCUUAUCAUUGAUCACUUACACUCAUGUGGUCAGUGAUAAUGAUAAUGACGCAGAUGAUGACGUAUGGGCCUAUGACUCGAUUGUAAAACAUUUAAAUUCAAGUUUAAUUUGUUUAAUCACAAACACGUCACAGCCGCCAUGUUACAGCCCGAGUGACGUCAAAUGCAGAGGGUGGAGCCAAGGCUGAUCAGAGAGCUACAGGUGAACUGAUCAGAUUCAACUUCGGCGCAAUAAACAGCUCAAAAUCUGAUCAGAAGAUAUAAACUAUGGGGAUAAAUAAUCAAUCAGACACCAAUUGAUUGAUCAACAAGAACAUUUUGAUCAUGUUUGUAUCGAUUUACAGGCGACAGAUCUCAUCACUGAUGAUGAACAUCAUGUGACCCUCACAGUCACCUGAUCUCAGUCCAGACAGGUGACCCACAGACAGGUGACAGACAGACAGGUCGGCCUGAGGACAGCCAGCACCAGGAUGGAGGACGGUGGAGUGACAAUGACGAGACAGACUGAGGGAGAGGAGGAGGAGGUGGUGAGGUCUUACGAGAUGGAGCCCAGCACCCUGCCGUGGCCUGGAGACGGACAGACAGGUGGACAGACAGGUGGACAGACAGGUAAAGGUGACAGGAUGAGUGUCAGGUCAAGUGAGGCAGCCAGUUGCACAGAAAGUGAGAGAGAGCUGUUGGCGGAAGGAGAGAGGAAGGGGGGGACGAAGGGAGGGGCAGGUGAAGACAAGGGGGUGGGGUUAAUAGAAGAGUGGGCGGGGUUGAGGACACACCUGGAAGAGGAGUCAGAGGAGCCUUCAGAGAACCACCUGCCGGAGAAAGCAGCCCAGGUGUUCAGCCCUGCAGUGACUGUUCUCCCCUCCCCCUCCUCGCCCAGAGAGAGUGAGGCAUUCUGGGAAAUGGCGUCAGAGAAGAGUCCCUUCCUGGGUCCUCGAGGACUCCCAGAGGACUACAACCAACAUGGCUACCAGUAUGAGUGGACCGAGAACACGACCCCUGCUACAUGUGGGCGGGGCUGUCCUGGUAGGGACAUCCUGAAAGUGGGUGUGUCCCUGGUGACAUCAGCACUCUUCUUCCCCUUCCUGGUGUGGGGGGGAUUUGUGUUCCUGCCCUUUGACGCUCCACUGUUGGACGGCGCCCCCCUCAGGCUCGUCUACACUCUGCGCUGUUCCGUGUUUGCUGCCGCCCCCAUCGUCCUUGGUUGGCUCGUCCUGGGCAUCACUCGACUCCGGUCAGGUGUGUCUCAGCCUCUGUUUGAUGAGGAGGUGAAGGAAGCGAAGGUUCACGAGGUCACUGUUCACCACCGCUUUGUCUCUGACUCCACCUCCCUGUUCCUGAUGUACUUCCUGCAGCUGGGUGUCAUGGCAAUGUACCUGAGCCAGGAGCACCUGAAGCUCGUCCCACUGCUGACUGUCAUCUUCGCCUUCGGACGGUUGAUUUACUGGGUGGCCGCAGCCUUCGGCAGCAGCAUACGUGGUUUCGGUUUCGGCCUCUCCUUCCUGCCGAGUCUCGUGAUGAUGGUCGCUAACAUCUACUUCAUCUUCACAGUGGAGGCGGCGGGGUCCAUCUUCAGCCUCUCGCCUCCUUCUGCAGAGGCACUGACUCCACCCGCUGGCAAACAGAGGUUCUGGGGAUGAGAGCUGAUCAGUAAUCAGUAACCUUGCUGAACCAUUUCUGAUCACAUUUGUUUUUUUAAAACUUUAUUUUUUUAUGAACUGAAACAUUAGAGCAGAAAAACAUAAUAAAAGAUCAAAUGAUUUAUAGAAGCCAGACAGAAACAGGGACCUGGACCACAGACACAGUUCAGCUCAGUCGGGAUCUCUUGGGAUGAUAUGGCUUUAUUGGGUCUAACAGAGGUCCUGGAUCACCUGUGUCAUGAAGCUGGCUCUGUUGAUUCUGAGUUCAAUAAUCUGGCUGCCAAUGAGUUCAUGAGAAGUGAUUAAUAUGACGUUAACACAGUGAAAACUGCAGGUAAAUUCAGUUGAAGCAGAGAGUUUUAUUCAACAAGGUGAAAGAACAUGAUCACAGAACUAAAACAGAACCAGGAGCUGCAGAAUUACAGGAAUAAUUUCCAAAUGUUAAGUUUAGGAUAUAAAUAAAUGAAGAUCUUUAGAGUAGAGUGAGAAUGUUGUGGUUCAUUUUUCUAAUAAAAGACAAUAAAGGGUUUAGUUUUAGUUUUAAAUGCAGCUCUAAUCAUCACUGUGUAAUAAUGAUUGUGAGAAACUCUCCUCUGUCUGUUUGAAAACCACAGUUUAAGUGUUUUGUCCCCGUCUGGAUCCUGUAGGAAUGAUGAAGUUAACAGGUUAGCCCUGCAGCAUAGGUUACCGAGGUGAUCUACCCUGUUACCAAGGUGAUCUACCUCGGUCACCAUUAUACCAUCAACCAGCUUCCAGAGAUGGAUAACUCACUCGUGGUUCAGGCUCCUGAUGUUUGUUUGAUUGUUUGUUUAUAUGAAGUAUAGUUGUCUACUUCCUGUUUAUUUCCUAUUCAGUCUGUUGUGUUGGUUCAUUUUUUAAAUGUUUUAUUUUGUAAAAUCUGUUUUAUGACUCUUAAAUAUUUUAUAUUUCUGUUAUACUUAACACAAGUUUCACAUUUCACAGUAAAAUAAUGAAACCUGCUCACUUCCUGUCUCCCUCUGUAAAUAAAAAUUUAUACAUUUA